AGCCUAUUCUGUUCAAUUCAGCAUAGCAAGCACAUCCAGUAUAGCUAGCAUGAUACCUGGCUCGCGGCCAAGUGCGUGCCCUCCAUGGCCUCCACCGGAGCCUCUGAUUCAGUCAGGAGCCGUGAGCUCUUCCUCUUCCGCGCCCUGGUCAUUUCUGGAUUUGACUUCCCCGAUCAGGUCGCAGAUUCUCUUCAACCUUGUGGGUGACUUGCUGUGCUACAGCGGGGCCAAUGAAGUCAACAUCCAAUUGAGCAUUGUCCGCUCUGCUUGUCGGGAGCUCCGCGACCAGAUCGAUGAAGAGUGCUUGACUUUUAACUAUGACGACAAUUGUGGGCUGGGUGGAAGCCGCUCGCGUGACCGAGACGAGAUCAUUGCUCUGAACAACUGGAUCUCGCGGCACCCGCGAUUGAAAUACUUUGAGUGCAUGAUUCGGAAUGCAGCGAAAUUCCGAGUGCUCUUGGAGGAGCUGCGAUUGCCUCCAAAUACUCGCUGCAGCUUCGUCUUUGAGUUUAAGGUCAGUGCCCGAGAGGUGGAGCAACUCCUGUGCCGCUUUUGCGUUCGGAGACUAUCGUUGAUGCCCGAGGACGAAAAGGACCCACAAGGCGGCUAUCCGAAUCCGAAUUCUCGCCCCUCCUGGCAGGCAACCCCCAGUCUGCACGUUCUCUGCCUGAGAAGUUGUUCGGACGAGAUGGUCCAGUCCUUCUUCUCGGUGAGUCCCAGACUGCGAAGACUUCAAGUGGUGGAUAGCAAGUUGCAGAGCAUUCCAAGCAACAUUUCACAGAACCUCACAAGCCUGAGCCUCACUGGGAUUACCAACCUCCCAGAUGAGCAGCUCUCGAAGCUCUUGAUGGCAUGCGAAAAUCUCCGGUCACUCUACAUCGCCAAAUCCCACAUGUCUCACAUUUCUUUUGCUUUACCAAAGCUGGAGCUCCUGUCUGUGACCCAUUGCCGGCAGCUCACAGACCAAUGUGCCACAGAGAUCCUCUCGCCAGCGAACAAUCCUCGCUUGAGAUUUCUGGAUUUGUCGGAAUGCAGAAGCCUCUUGGCUCCCACCGUCGAGCAUCCGGAGCUUGAAAUCGCGUGGCUGAUGCAUUGCCCACAGCUCACCGGACAGGCGGUCUCUGCCAUGUUUAAAGCAUGCACUUCUUUGACUGCGGUGAACCUGGUUCAAUCUUCCAUUGAACAAGCGGUGCUUGCUUCGGCAUCGUUGAGGACCUUGGAACUGACCACAUCCCAGAAGCUGGCGGAUGGGACCGUGACCCAGCUGCUGGAGAAUUGUCCAAAUCUAUCAUUUCUUGAUGUGGGACAUUGCUGUCAACUGGUGGAGCCAAAAUUGACACAUCCCAUUCUGGAGACUGCUCCAAUCUCAGCACGUUAGUUACAAAGACGUAGAAAGAGAGAAGGGGUCAACAAGUCAAUGAGUUGUUCUAACUGCUGCUGCGAAAGCUAAGGGAGAAUCUUGCAAGGAGUCAAGUAAGUGGAACAUGUAUGACCAGCCCUGACAGCUCUGACUGACAACAAUGAGCAUCUGGAUCCACACCCAUGCACCGUGACUGCGGUGAGCCGCUCGCCUCCGAGCCGGCCAGAUCCUUCUGAGCUUCUGCGUGAACCUUCGAGAAUCCGCAGUGGCUGGCCUCUUUGAGAACUGUCCAAAGUUGAGGUAUGUCGAAAUUGCAGUUUGCAUGUUUGACAUGACCAAGUUCCAGAGAACGUGCAGACCGGAAUGUACAGUGGUCGUCAAUUUCGAUUUCUGAGGA
Durusdinium trenchii is the source of this 1757-nucleotide messenger RNA. NCBI's taxonomy places the organism in Eukaryota, Dinophyceae, Suessiales, Symbiodiniaceae. The record is from the annotation of a GenBank genome assembly.